GAGCAUCAAAAUGAAAACACUGGGACUGACGUUCCUCUGCAUCGUUGCGGCGGUGUUGAUCGCACCUGGGCAUUUCCAUGACGCGAACCUUGCACCGGCCAGAGUGCGCAGGCAGGCCAGCAACUCCACAAACUCGACCUUGCCAGAUAAUUCGACGUCGACCACCGUGUCAAUUUCAACUGUAAACUCGACCAAUGCUAAUUUGACGACGUUGACCACCAACAAUGCAACGGCGACCGGCAACAACUUGACGGCCAGCACCACUCCCGUCCCUGCAGUCAACGCGACGCCACCAGCAGGAAACGUGACGCAACCAGGAGCAAUUAAUGCUACUACAUUAAACUCGGGUGGAAAUUCUACAACAACUAUGCAGUCAACCUCCACGACAAUCGCCAUAACUACCACUACUACAACGGUAACAACUGCGACAACAAAAGCAACUAAUAGCAAUUCCACGACCAAAGUGACUAUGACGACGGCAAAGGGCGCCGCGGCUGCGUAUGCCAGCGUGCCCUGCAGCAAUGUCAACCCAAAGAUGUUGCUGAAAAAAUGCUGCCACUCGCCGAUCGAGGAUUUCUUUGCCGAGGACCAAAAGCUCAAGUGCAACAGUUACAAGAAACAAAGCGUGAUGUUCGCCGUGACCAAGGAGUACGUCCUCAGCAAAUACCAAAGCAAGAAGGCCAACGGCGUCAACUUUGCCUCAAAGGCGUUUGCCACGAAUAUGGGAAAACAAGUUUGCCUAGUUGAGUGUCUCUUCAGAGCAAACUCUCUGAUUGACAGUAAUGACAACUUGGACACUGCCCUGCUGGAGACUUACAUGGCCGAAAACCUGGACAGCACGUGGAGCGAAGUAGUGAAAACGGCGGUCACGGAUUGCGCGGCGGAAGUGCAAAGCGUCACCGUUGAUUCAGUCAGCGUCAAGUAUUCGCCCAAGGUGACCAAAACGUGCAAGACCAACGCGCUCAGCAUUGCGCAAUGCAUCCUCAAACAAAUUGGAACGAAAUGUCCUGCCUCAGCUCAAGAUACGACGACGCCAUGCAAAAGGACAAGGAGCGUGUUGGACAGGUGCAACCCUUUUGUAGCGGUGGAGAUGGCCACCGGAAAGCAGGCCAAGGUGGCGACCCUGACGCAAAGGUCGGGCCUGCUUAGGAAGAGAACCUUCAUAAAGCCGGCAAACUGGGGGCCUGUGCUCACCGCGGACUACAAGAAGAACAAAUAGGAUAAAUCAUUAACUUAAUUAAUUAGUUUCACUUUUGUAUGAAGAAUUUUUGGAUUGAAAUUUUAUAAUGAAAAAAAUUUAUAAAAGAAACAUUGGCAAAUAAA
Neocloeon triangulifer is the source of this 1323-nucleotide messenger RNA. RefSeq names its product serine-rich adhesin for platelets-like. The transcript is spliced from 12 exons. Bases 11 to 1219 code for a protein of 402 amino acids. The record is from RefSeq and is a predicted model, not a curated record. Lineage: Eukaryota; Metazoa; Arthropoda; Insecta; Ephemeroptera; Baetidae. Gene Ontology annotation, molecular function: odorant binding.